AUGGCGGCGGCGGCCUCGGAAGGCGGGCGGGCGGCGGAGUCCCGGCAGGCCGCGCUGUGGGGCCGGGCGCGGAGCCUUUGCCGGCGGCUGCGGGCGCUGCAGGCCCGGCAGGUGGAGCGCCACGUCCGGCAGCAGCUGGCGGGCCUGGCGCGCGGCGUGGGGCGGCCUCCGUCGGGCUCCGCGGCGCUGCGCUCCGAACUCCGGCGCCUGGCCGCCUCCGCCUCCGCCCGCCUCCGCGCCGCCCAGCGCGCCUGCGACUCCGACGCCACCGACGACAGCAGCGCCUCCUCCGCCGCCUCCUCCUCCUCGGCCAGCGAGAGCCCCGACGAGGCGCCCGCCCCGCGCCCCCACGCCCUGCGUUUCAGGCGCCAUCUAGCAGAACGCCAGUGGGCCAUGGAGAGAGCAGCCAUUAUCUGUCGAUGGACGUGGCUGCAGGCUCAAGUUUCUGACUUGGAGUACCGCAUAAGGCAGCAGACAGAUGUUUACAAGCAACUCCGUGCCAGCAAGGGUCCAGUUGUCUUGGGCGAUCUCCAGCACGAAGAUCUUAUGAAGCAGCAAAAUCGAUUAAGCUCUUCAACAGCAGUGAACUCCAGGAGGAAUAAAGUGCUGUCGCCUCCCUCCAACAUGAAGGUGCCUACUGGAGACAGGUCUUGUGGUUUGUCUCCCUGUAUCCCUUCCUACCUCCUGCAGAACACAGAGAAACUGAAUUCUCACCUUUCGCAGUCUUUAAGAAACCUUGUGUGUCAAAGUCCCACCUCUACAUCCAUCAAUGGGGCUCCUGAGCCCUCAAAAGCCUGCACAUCACCCCAUCAAGUCAACGGAAUAAGUAACUGCUUCACCCCAGGUUCCGCAAAGCCCUCCUCCCAGGAUGGUGCAGAUGCUGGCAGGAUUCUCAAGAAACCAAAGCAGCUGAACAACAGUCUGCCCGCCGCACCUUCUCCCCUUGACAACAGCUGUGUCGCUGCCAGAAUCCGUCCAGUUUGCAGAUACAGGAAACGCAGGCUGGUGAGAGCCAGCGCAGUCUCUCACCUUUCAAGGAAGCCCCAGAAACCUCUUUCCCAAAAAUGCAGCUGUGAGCACCCCAGUUCUUGCAUCUUGUGCGAUUGUAAGACCUCCAUUCAGACCAUCGAUCCUGGGACCAUGUCACUGGAGGAGCGGGUUGGUCUGCUGGAUUCUGGCUUCCAUCCCAUCCUCUCAUUUUCUCAUGGCAGACCUCUUCAUAUACACUUUGAAGCCUUGUUAAGGGAGGACCACAGUCUAAGCCAUAAGCUAAAGACUUUGAGGAUGUCCCACUGGGGGAUGAAAGCCUUCACCAGCAAUGAUACAUCUUCUCUCUCUGCAUCUGGUUCUCUGCUUAAAGGGUCAGCCAGUCACAGCUUGCUGAUUCCCAGCUCUCCAGCCCACAAGCCCAGUCACUUGCAUCCCAUGUCCUCAGUGUGCCUAGAAAAUACUUCCGCCUCACCCUUCAACCAUGUCCCUGGCAAUUCCGUGGCUGCUGGCGGCUCAGCGUUGCCUGCAAAGAAGAAAAAAGUAGAAUCAUCCUACGACAUCAAUAACAUAGUGAUCCCAAUGUCAAUGGCUGCAGCCACGCGAGUAGAAAAGCUCCAGUACAAAGAGAUUUUGACACCAAGCUGGAGGAUGGUGGAUCCCAAAGAACUGGAGGCAUUGGGGGAAGCAGGCCCAGAGCUGGAAGACACGUCCGAUGAGGCAUACCUGACCCACCAUCAAAUGUUUGAAGAGCUGGAACGGGCCCACUGGGACUCCUGGGCAGGAACCACAUACUACAGGCGAGGAAACAGGGUCACCAACAAAACAGAUGACCGUUGCCUACCUCAGCCUGGCUCCCUGGAUGCACUGUCUCCUCCCCUUAGCCAUCUCUCUCCCAGGGGGUCUUUCAGCCCAGAGCUUUUCAAUAUCCUCUUUCUCAAGAGCAGGGGCAGAGGAGGCCUGUCAUUCAGUGAAGACACAAGUUUCUCCCUCGCAGAUGCAGAGGAUGAUGUCCAGAGUGUCCAGCCGUGGGAACGCCGAACUUUCCCCCUUUCUGAUGGAGAGUAUCAAGCGCUUCAGGAGCUGCCAGGUGAAGCUUCAGGGAAGGCGGCAAGGGCUGUUCAGCCGUGGGAGUCUGGCCACAAUCAGGACUUGAGGACUGGCAAGAUAAAUGCCGGCCCAUCUCAUGCCAAGGAGUCUCUUCAGUCCACCUGGCAGCUGCAGUCCAAUGGCAGCAGGCACGGAGAAGAUUUUGCAAGCCAGCACUGCAUCCCACCAAGCCUUAUCAACAAUAGAUGAGCUUUUGGGCCUCACAACAAUGCCUGUUAGAGUUGCACCCGUACUCUAGAGAUUGAGCUUGGCAGGUGAGCUGGCCUAGCGGAGCCGUGGCAGCAGGAAGCACCACUGCACACCCAGCAGAGAGAGGUCCAGCUGUGAACUUGGCGCGCGGGCUCCCCCCCCCCUCCCAGAUCAGUGAGGGCAGACAGGCAGCAGAGGCCAACCGCAGAGAGCCUCUGUGGUGGGGGAAGAGGGAGCCACCCAGAAAGGCUGAUGCUUGCCAGUUUAUUCUGAACGGGGGAACUCCAGUGCCUUACUGGCAAGGAAGUCAGGUGCUGCUGCGACAGGUGCAGCAGCCCAAGGAAACCCCCAAAAGGGAGGAGAGGCAAAGAGGUCGAGCCACUCCACAGAGAAUGGAGGCCAAGCAGGAGGGGGAGGCAAGGAAGAACUCAGUUACUCAGGUGACAGAAGGGUGCCAGUCGGCAGAACGUCUCGUCCUCAUGGGCUUGUGGGAAUAGGCAUUGGGGCCUGGUGGCGGAAACUUGCCCCCACAGACCACAGUGGGGCGGGGGGUCCCCCACUGAAGGCAAGGAGAGACUUAGCCAAGGGGCGGGCAGUUGCUGUGCAUGAGCAUUGAAUACAUGCCUGUAGGGGAAGGGGAUGUUUCCCCUCCUAGUUUCAUAUGGUUUUUAGUUCUGAAAUGUAGUUUGAUAAUCACAAACCUUCUAACCACGAAUCAUGUUCUCUUGGCCUUACAGAACAUGCGACAAAUCAUGAUGUAAAUCCUGUUCAUUCUAUGGAUAUUUUCAUUUAUCACCCUGAUAUGUAUAAUAAAAACUGGCAGAACGACUGGUGCAUUCUC
Molecule: messenger RNA, 3127 nt
Organism: Heteronotia binoei (common prickly gecko)
Lineage: Eukaryota; Metazoa; Chordata; Lepidosauria; Squamata; Gekkonidae
Product: KAT8 regulatory NSL complex subunit 1-like
Exons: 13
Coding region: 1-2286 (761 amino acids)
Cellular component (GO): NSL complex
Molecular function (GO): histone acetyltransferase binding
Source: RefSeq, a predicted model, not a curated record